AGCCCCUGCCAGGGCUGGGAGAGGCCCGGAAAUCCCAGCUGGCCCGGAGGGAGCGGGGCUGCGGUGCUGGGCGAGAUGCGGGGCAAGGACGAUGAGUACGAUUAUCUCUUCAAAGUCGUGCUCAUCGGGGACUCGGGGGUGGGCAAGAGCAACCUGCUGUCGCGCUUCACCCGCAACGAGUUCAACCUGGAGAGCAAGAGCACCAUCGGCGUGGAGUUUGCCACGAGGAGCAUCCAGGUGGACAACAAGACGGUGAAGGCUCAGAUCUGGGACACGGCCGGGCAGGAGCGCUACCGCGCCAUCACCUCCGCGUACUACCGAGGGGCAGUGGGAGCUCUGCUGGUCUAUGACAUCGCCAAGUACCUGACGUACGAGAACGCGGAGCGCUGGCUGAAGGAGCUGCAGGACCACGCUGAUGCCAACAUUGUCAUCAUGCUGGUGGGCAACAAGAGCGACCUGCGGCACCUGCGGGCUGUGCCCACCGACGAGGCCAGGAGCUUCGCAGAGAAGAACGGGCUGUCCUUCCUCGAGACGUCUGCUCUGGAUUCCACCAACGUGGAGACGGCUUUCCACAACAUCCUCUCGGAGAUCUACCGCAUCGUGUCGCAGAGGCAGAUGGCGGGACAGCCCGAGUCCGAGUUCGGCCCCUCCACCUCCAUUGAGCCCAUCCAGGUGCUGCCCACGCAGCAGGAGGGCAGGCAGGCGCCCUGCUGCCAGAACAUCUGAGCCCCUGGGCUGCCCCCAGCGUGACCCCCCCCGGCACAUGGUGGCGUCGUGUCCCGUGAGCAGGGCAGCGAGCCCUGGCUGCCGUUGUGUGCACCCUCACCCUGCCUGUGUUUAUGUAGGACCAACGAAAACGGGGGGGGAGGCAAAGCAUCGGGGUGUCUCCCCUCUCCUCCCCAAGGUUGGGGGCAUGCCACCCCCUGUGUCCCCGCUCCCUCUAGCCCUGCAGGCACAGUCACUGGGUGGCUGGGUGGCACUGCACAAGCCCCAACACGGUGAGUCCCUGUUGGGUGAUGCAGCCCUGGGGGGUGGGUGGGGACACUGGGACAUCCUUCUGCUGCCGGCUGGAGCCAGCAGUGAUGUGGCCUGUCCCCCUGUCCCUGCAGCACCGAGAGCUGGGGGUGCCUCUGGGUGCUGCUGGGGCCACCCGGGGAGGGGUGUGGGGGGUGACACUGUUUUUGUGUUGUGACCCCAGCAAAGGGAAAAGCCGUGACCCUUCCAUGGAAAGAGACGGGAGCACGGGCUGGGGGGCCUUUGGGAAGCCCCGAGGAGGGGACAGGGGGACACCAGGGAUGGGGUGAGGCAGGGAUGAGGUGCCGAGGGUAGGCACGUGGUCCCUCUACACAGCUCCCUGGGUGGGAGGCAGGGUCAGCGCUGGGGACCCCCUCAAGGUCCCCCCGGAGCCCUUCCCUGCUCCCGUGUUUGGCUGGUGGCUGCAGGGCCCAGCCUGGGGACAGGCCACCGCUGGAUGGAGUGCCUGCUGCAGCAGCGGGGUGACAGUGGCCUUGUCCCCUGCCUGGGGGAGCGGCCACUCCCCAGGGUGGGCAUCACCCAGGACGCUGGGACAGACUGAGCCAGGCCCCUGCUGCUGUCGGGGUGACUGGCAGGGGGCAAUCGAGGGGGUGCAGGUGGGAAUGCCUGCCCGAUUUACCCCAGACUGGGAGCGUGGCCCCUGUCUCGUGGGGUUUUGGGGGGAUCUUUCUCUCCACAGCUGCCCCCAGUCUCUGCAUCUCACUUGGCUGUGCCAGCAGGACCCAGGCCACGGCUCCCCCUUGGGGCGUGAUUUGUCGAUGAAACAGAAAUUGAGGCAGAAUCCCCAAAUAAAGCUGCUGUGGAAGCCUU
Motacilla alba alba is the source of this 1845-nucleotide messenger RNA. Its product is annotated as ras-related protein Rab-11A-like. The coding region runs from base 76 to 726 and encodes 216 amino acids. Gene Ontology annotation, cellular component: recycling endosome. Gene Ontology annotation, molecular function: GTP binding; GTPase activity. NCBI's taxonomy places the organism in Eukaryota, Metazoa, Chordata, Aves, Passeriformes, Motacillidae. The transcript is spliced from 5 exons. The record is from RefSeq and is a predicted model, not a curated record. Gene Ontology annotation, biological process: regulated exocytosis; constitutive secretory pathway.